GAUAGACAUUUGUGGUGAGGCAGCUCACCACCCACCCCCAUGAAGGCAAAAAGCAAGCCACACUGCCUUGAGGAGCCGAGCCCUGAGCCUGGAGCAGGACAGCAAGGACAGACAUCAUUCUAGACCCCUGUGGCUUGAAUCCAUCACUCUCCAUCCCCUGUGACUAGGACCAGGGCCUCCACACUUGGAAGAGGAAGCAAAGAUCUAAGAACUCUGAAAUCUAAGAGAGGAAAAAACUGCAGCUGCUGGUCUGUGGGUCGGAACUUUGUUGGAGGCAAUGAAUUCCACGGAGACCUACUUCUCAACUGAAGAUUACUCCGACUCCCUGUAUACUGUGCCUGUGGAGGACUUGCCGUGCUCCCUGGAAGAGGUCAGGGAGUUCACCAGGGUUUUUGUGCCAAUCGCCUACUCCUUGAUAUGUGUCUUUGGCCUCCUGGGCAAUGUUAUGGUGGUGAUGACCUUUGCCUUCUACAAGAAGGCCAGGUCCAUGACCGACGUUUACCUAUUGAACAUGGCCAUUACAGACAUACUCUUUGUCCUCACCCUGCCGUUCUGGGCAGUGACUCACGCCACAGGGGCCUGGGUUUUCGGCAGCUCGCUGUGCAAACUGAUGAAAGGCAUCUACGCCGUCAACUUUAACUGCGGGAUGCUGCUCCUGGCCUGCAUCAGCAUGGACCGGUACAUCGCCAUCGUCCAGGCAACCAAAUCUUUCCGGGUACGGUCCCGGACCCUGGGACACAGUAAGAUCAUCUGUUUGGUGGUGUGGGUCAUAUCCAUCUUCAUCUCAAGCCCUACGUUCAUCUUCAAUAAUACGUACAAGUCGCAGGGCAGAGAGGUCUGCGAGCCCCGGUACAAGUCCGUCCGGGAGCCCAUCACCUGGAAACUGCUGGGGCUCGGGCUCGAGCUUCUCUGCGGCUUCUUCAUCCCUCUGCUCUUCAUGGUGUUCUGCUAUUUGUUCAUCGUCAAGACCUUGGUGCAGGCCCAGAAUUCCAAGAGGCACAGGGCCAUCCGGGUCGUGAUCGCCGUGGUCCUGGUGUUCCUGGCUUGCCAGAUCCCCCACAACGUGGUCCUUCUCAUAACCGCGGUGAACAUGGGCAAGAUGAACCGCACCUGCCGCGGCGAGGUUCGCCUCGCCUACGCCAGGAACGUGGCUGAGGUCCUGGCUUUCCUGCACUGCUGCCUCAACCCCGUGCUGUACGCAUUCGUUGGGCAGAAGUUCAGAAACUACUUCGUGAAGAUCAUGAAGGAUGUGUGGUGUGUGAGAAGAAAGAACAAGGUGCCGGGCUUCCUCUGCGCCCGGAUGUACUCGGAAAGCUACGCUUCCCGGCAGACCAGUGAGAUCAUGGACAACGACAACGCGUCAUCCUUCACCAUGUAGCACGUGUAGAAACUUGCUAGCGCGCGCGUGUGUGCGUGUGUGUGUGUGUGCGUGUGUGAGUGUGUUUGUGUGUGUGUGUGUGUGUGUG
Messenger RNA from Mesocricetus auratus (golden hamster), 1466 nucleotides. It is a transcript of the gene Ccr6, whose product is annotated as C-C motif chemokine receptor 6. Bases 278 to 1378 code for a protein of 366 amino acids. Gene Ontology annotation, biological process: G protein-coupled receptor signaling pathway; chemotaxis; positive regulation of dendritic cell chemotaxis. Gene Ontology annotation, molecular function: C-C chemokine receptor activity. The record is from RefSeq and is a predicted model, not a curated record. The transcript is spliced from 2 exons. NCBI's taxonomy places the organism in Eukaryota, Metazoa, Chordata, Mammalia, Rodentia, Cricetidae. Gene Ontology annotation, cellular component: membrane.